Molecule: messenger RNA, 1977 nt
Organism: Trifolium pratense (red clover)
Lineage: Eukaryota; Viridiplantae; Streptophyta; Magnoliopsida; Fabales; Fabaceae
Exons: 1
Coding region: 1-1977 (658 amino acids)
Source: RefSeq, a predicted model, not a curated record
AUGGCCUCCUCCUCAAAUCCUCAACCUUCUAUCAACACUGUGUCACCGAUUGGGAACCUAAGGGACUUUGUUAAGUACAAAGAGGACGUAGGAAACGUCAAGUUCGACGAUUUAACAAUUAUCGAAGAGAAAAGGGUUAAUUUGGAAGGGUUUGCUCGGAAUGGAUUUGAUUUUGACAGAAUCUUCGACGGUCAAGGGUGGAAAAACUACUUCAACAUGCUUGAAGGACCGUAUAAUGCUGGUUUGGUUAAAGAAUUUUGGAUCAAGGCAGAAGUUUUUGAUAGUCAAGCUGCUGCAAAUGAAGUGGUAAAGUUGGUUGAUAAAAACCCUUCUCUCGCUGGGAAAACGAGAAGGGAACUUGGUUUAGAACCAUACACUGAACCCAUUAUCAUGACUAAUGUUAAUGGGGUUGAACUGAAAAUCAAGAGAGAACAUAUUGCUCUUCUUCUGGAUGUUAGAAACAAAGGAAAGAGGAUCUCCAUGUUUGACAAGGACAGCAGUUUAAAGGAUAAAGUUACUGAAGAAAUCUUCAUCCCUAAUCCUGCUGAGUACAAGGCUCCGUAUCUCAAAACUGCUUACAAGGUACUGUUCCGUAUUCUCAUCAACAACAUGCUGUUUAGACAAGGUGGUGUAGAUACCAUAUCUUGGGAACAUAGACAUCUCCUUUACUUCUUGAAUAAGGACAUGCCUGUAAACCUACCUGAUAUUCUGUUCAGUACCUUAUGUAAAGCCAUUCAGAAGACUGUUUUCAAUGAAAGCCCAAAGGUCAUUUAUCCUAGACUUAUAGGAGAGUUGCUGCAUCAAACCUUGAUUUGUAGAGUUAUGCGAAGGAUCUAUCCAGGAUCUUUUGAUUCUGAUACUUAUCUCAAGCUUUUUGAUCAUAAGUUCCUUGUCAACGCUCACAUCGUGCCUAAAGAAAAAUUUAUAAGGGUGGACUCAGCACGUAUACCCUAUCAGGAGCAUCUGUUGACCAACGGUUUUCCCAUUAUCUCAGAAGCUGACAAUGAAGAGGUUAUUCAGAACUUUCUGGAAAAGGUAUAUGCUGAAACCAAUGUAAGAAUUCCAAGAUCUGCUGUACCUCCUGCACCAGAUAUGGAUGAACCAAUCAGAAGAGUCAAGAGAAAGGCUAAGGAGCCUGCUGAUCCUCCUGCGAAGAAGAAAGCUGCUGUUAAGAAGGGUGGUGGAAGUUCUCAACCUGCUGUGAAGAUUGUGAAUUCUGCUGUUGAGGAAAUACCAGAAGCUGUGAAAGAAUCUGUUCAAGCUGACAUUCCUGUUAGUUCAUGUCUACCAGAAUCUUCUGAUAAAAGGCCUUCCUGUCCAAAACCAACUCCCAAGAAAUUUCCAACUCCCUAUCUCCUUCGCAACAAACAUAACACUAUUGACCCUGAGUAUCUCUUUGAUCAGUUAAGUAAAGACUUUGUUGAUUUCCUGAAUAUGCAAGAUUGGCAGUUUAUCUUUCCAUCUGAUGUGGACAAAAAGGUUCUUGAAAUGUCUACAAAGUUCAAAGAUGCUCUUGAGGAGCUUGGGUCUGUUGUGAAGAAGGUGACUGCUGGCAGAGGCAUGUCACUGGUGGAAGAAAUUGUUAAACGCAUGGAGACUGCUGUUCCUCUUCGUAUUGAGAACAAAGAGCCUGAGACUAUGGAUACUGAAGAAGAUGAUCAUAAUAGGGCUGAGAUUACUCUUUCUCCAUUCUUGGAUAGAGGCAAAGCUGCAAUUGUUGACACUACUCCUCCUUCCUCUCCUGAUGGUUCUCCUUUCAGACCCUCUGCUGCAACCAAUGCUGAAGUCUUUGCUCGUUUGGAUUUACAAGAUGCACGGAUUGCAUCACUGGCUGAAACUCAACAAACCCUGCUUGCCACUCAACAAACCUUGCUGAAAGAUUCUCAGGAACAGAAGGAGGUGAACAACAACAUUCAGAACUCCAUGGCUCAAAUUCUGGACUUCAUCAAGAACUCUUACCCCCCACCUAAACCCUAG